Molecule: messenger RNA, 10633 nt
Organism: Pelobates cultripes (western spadefoot toad)
Lineage: Eukaryota; Metazoa; Chordata; Amphibia; Anura; Pelobatidae
Source: the annotation of a GenBank genome assembly
GUUUGCCAAAAUGUUAAAAAGAAAAAUGUUGCUGACCUAAGUGGCUGCUAACUAUAUGAUUGGAUGUUUUUUCAAUGACCCUCAACACAGAGAUACAUAUUUAAAUGGUUUUUCUUUUGCUCCAAAUGCAUUAGUAGAAAAACUAAACCCAGGAUUUAUUCUCUACCGUAGCUAAAGGCAGCAGCAGAUAUGCAGGCAUCACAGAUCAACUGUCUGACCACAGCCAUGACAAACUACUGCAAGGCAACGAGAAGCAUGGAGCAGGUGGUCAUGUUUCCCAGUCUUCUAAGGGAUGUCCCCAUGGAGAAGCCCCUUAAUCCAGGAAAUGAAUGCAAAGACCUAUAUCAUCUUUACAUCAAGCUAAAGACUGUAAGGAUCAACUUGGAACAUGGAUUGAUACCAGUGGAGGACCAGGAGAUAGAUGGAGACAUAAAGACUAUGACUGACAUGGACAAUGAAGGCAUGUUCUAUCACCAUUUCAAGGGCCUGUUUUGUAUCCUCGGCCAGCUGGUACAGGAAUCCAAUAUACUGACCAAUAAGUACAAGGAUCUCAUUGGGAACCAUCAUUAGUGAAGACAGACCAAGUAGAGAUUUGUCUGGCAGUCUUCAAGCAGUGAGGUUUGCACCUGUAAAUACAACCACAAAGGCAACUGUGAAAGUUAUUCUUCAGUUCUCUUUAAUAGCUACUGCCAAAAGAUUCACCUGAAGUGAAGCAAAAAGGACACAUGUAUCAAUAUAUCCUGAUACUGCAUUAUACAUUGAAGUAUGAAGAUUUUGUAAUAUGCUGAGUAAGCAACUGAAAAUGAAUGUUUUUUCACCAGAUGGCAAUAAAAGAGUUUCAUUGUCAAUUACUUACUUUUCUCAUUUUUGUGAAUAAACCUGACUGCUUAUAGAUUUUUUUUUAGUUAAUUAACAAACAGUUGAGAAAUGACAAGGGGAUUCCCAGUUUAAGGUCUAAAUAGUUUACGUUGGCAAGAGUUGAGUUUAACAAUGUUUUUUAAUUCUAUUUUAUUCUAAAAUGUGUGAUUGUCUAGAUAAUUUUCAAAUAAGUGAAUAAUCAUAUUGAGCUUAACGCACUGUCUGAGGUGAUCGGAACAAUCCCAAUUAAGAUAAAUACAGUAGUAUGAACUAACUCAGAAGCUUUGAACUUUAAUCAGGUUGUGAGCAGAUAAGACAAUCCGUUUUAACUGGUUACUAUUAACUAUGUUUAGUGUACCUUUUACACUUACAGAAUAAUUCUGCACCUGGAAAUAUUAACUAGGCAAAUGUUGGAAAUUGCAAUGUUUUAGAACAUGUAUUUCCAUUUGGUAUUUUUUUAGGGAAAUUAAAUGGGCAGCCAUUCUGAUAUCAGCCCAUUAAAGGUUAGAUAUGUUUUUUUCAAUAAACUUUUAAUAGAGUAGAAAUAAUAGACACAGGAAACAUACAAUGGUAGCUGGUCAAUUGCCAUACACAUACAUAAACAAGGAAAUAAUAGCAUCAUUAUCAGUAACAAAAACUGAUGCAGUGAAUUAAAAGUUUGACUUUGGGAAAUGUUUGAAAGGUCAACUUGAAGGUGUCGGUGGGAAUUAUCUAUCUGGCUGUGAGUUUAGGGCCAAUGAUCAUUCCCAUGGCUGUUAGCAAUAAGAAAAAAUCCCAUCCUGCAAAUGAAAAGCAAUAUCAGUGAAUUUUAAGAUAGAAGGAAACAGAGAAAAUUCAUAAAAGUUAGAAAAAGUUUAACAGAGAUCUUGAGGUGGGGAAAGAAAGAAUUUUUUUUAAAUGGAUACAUGGCUAAGAGUGGAUAAGGAAUUAUAUAUGCCUAUGUCCAGAUGGAAUGAAAUGUAAAAAUAAAUAGUAUACUUCAUAAAGCUGCUCCAACUGGACUCCUCAGGGGAGAAGUUAAUAUCGGGGUUGCUAGUGAUAGCUCUCUGUCCCCCACACAGUUUAGGUUUAUAUUUAUCCCAGAUUUUGAGGAAGAGCUUGGUGUGGUGUGGUGUCUGUCUGUCUGUCUGUCUCUGACAGUGUGUAAUAUGAUUUUGGUAUCCACAUUAGAGUAGAUAGGGUGCAAAAGUUUAUUUUCCAAGGAGGCAUGCAGGUACGUUUUAUACUACUUUUGUACACUUUUCACACAAAAAUGGGGGUGGGACCCAAAGAAUGUUAUUGCAUAAGUCAAAAAAAUAAAUAAAAAAAAGAUUACUGAGUCAAUCAGUUGGAGUAACUAAAGUAGAUAUUUUCACUUUAAAUUUCAAUUUUCAUCUUAGUGAAUAAAAACUUUUUUUUUCUGUAAAAAACACAGUAAAUAAAUAACUCUCAGAAAAGACUGAAUUAAAGAUUGCAUUGAGUUGAUUGCCAUGUGCUGGUGUCAAAUACUGAAAGACCCAACACACAGUGUGUAAUAACAAAACAAGGAGAAAAAUGUGUUUUACUUGUCAAAGUAGAGAGAAUAGUCAGGAAAGCCAGAAAUCAGGAAUAGCGAAUGACAAUAGCGGAGUCAAAGGAGUAUAGAAAUUAGAAUAGUUAGUAAAUGCAAAGAUCAAAGCCGGAAUUACAAUAGGAGGAAUCUAAUGCGCUAUUGUGAUCAAAAUUAGAACCACAACCUUUUUAUAGCUCUUUAGUUCUAUAGCCACGCCCCAAGCAAAUGCAAAUGUUUUGCCGGGCCACAACGUCAUGGGUGUCAUGACAUUGGCGCACACGUGCCAUGUCAUAAAGGGGGUGGAGCUACAGCACCUGGCAUUGGAACAGAACCAUACGAAAUGUUUCCCCUUCACUUGCUGGACGUCCCCAGGCUGUGAUAGAGCCUGGGCAACAAAAAGCUACCCUGACAGGUGGUAGGAGAGAAAAGAAAAAAAAAAAAACCAAAAAAAAAAAACCUACAGGACCUGGUUGGUCUUGGAUGAGCCCCACUAGUCUAACAAUAACCUUCUCACAACAGUGCUUAGCCUUCAAGAGCAUGAGAUCAGCAGGGAGGAAUCUGCAGGGUUCUUGGAUGGGAGACCGUAAAAGAUUGUUAUAAUUACAAUGGCUGAGAGAAGGUUACAGAUUAGUGGGCUCCAACACUAACCAGGAUCUGUAGGCUAUAUUUUCUCUCCUACCAGCAGAGGGCGAUCUACUCAAUGCAAUCUGCCAUCCAGUUGAGACUUUCAGCUUUUAUUCAAGGGGUUAAACAAAAAUAUUGCAUGAAAUGUUUAAGAUUUGCAACCAAUUUAGGAAUUACAUGUUUAGGCAUUACAGUCUCAUUAUUUCAGGGGCUCAAAUGUAAUUGGACAAAUGAACAGUCAUAAAUAAAAUGUUAAUUUUUAAUACUCUGUUGAGAAUCCUUUGCAGGCAAUGACUGCUUGAAGCCUGGAAUGCAUGGACAUCACCAAACGCUGGGUUUCCUCCUUUGUGGUGCUUUGUCAGGCCUUUACUGUAGCGGUCUUCAGUUGUUGUUUGUUCAAAGCCCAGGGCAGCACUUUUCAUGUACUGUUCACCACUAAGAAGAAAUGCCCAUACAGAAAAGCCUAAAAAAGGUUAAAAUUCAAUUCAUCUACUUGGGCCUGAUAAUGUCACCACUGAAAGAGGAGUUCCCUCAAACUAAGGACACCACUGGAUAGAGCUAUCUGUUGCCUAAGGGACAAGCAGCGGUCAGAGUGCCAUGCUCUAAAACUUUAUUGGGAAUUCUCAAGAUUACUGGCUGAGUUUUGCGCUUUCCACCAAUUCUGCAUCGCUGUACAAUGGGUGGACUAACAUGCAAGUAUUUGUAACAAGACUAGUUGAAUGCACAGGAACAGAGUGUUGAGGGCCCUGCUCAAACCAGCUUACACAUAAUUAGUAUGUGAAUCAACUGGAGAUCAGAAUCUUUAACCUUGGUUCCUCUGUAUGGAAAUCAGUCACAGACAAAGUGCUUUUUUGGUAUUGAAGAUCCUCAAUUAUAUGUGACCAGGUUUUGUUAUAAAAAGAUCACAAGGAAGACAAUAAUGACAUGUUACGGGACAAUGUUUAUUCAACACUUUUCAAGUUCAUAGAGAAUGACAAAAAAAAAUGUACAAUACUUACAGCAGAUUAUUACAAAUUGGUCAUUAAAAGAACACUAUGUAAAACAAUUUGUUAUACCUGGUCAAGUUCAAACAAAAGGCAGCCAUAUUGAUUGUUCAUAAAUUGUAAACACAUUGUGCAAUCGCGAUUUCAGGAAGCUGCCCAACAUAACAAUUGAACUAGAAGUCAGUAUACUGUGGGCAAGAAACACUUACCUGACAACAGAAAAGAACCUUAAGAGCAAACAAUUGCAGGUUGGGAGGAAAAGUAACGUCUCAAAGCUUUCCAAAUGGACAGCCAUCUGCAAAUUGCUCAAUGAUUGCAAGAAUUAUCUGUGCACUCACAAAACUGGGAAUGGACAAGGAAACAGAAAAUUGUAGGCCAGAACUACUACAGGUGGCAAAUUCAGCAAUUUAACCACAUUCCAGUUGUGUUAUUGUGGCUUAAAAAAAAAUUAAAAUCUUUGUGAUCUUUUUACACUUUAAUGACUCUGUAUACACAAACACACAGGCAAAAGGGGUAAUCCUCAAAAUAAUCUAAAUUAUUCACCAAAGUUUUCAUGGCUCACCUACUUUUUCACAUUUGCUGCAUAUUUCUAGCAAAAUGUAAUCAUUAGUUUUAAUUACUUGCCAAAUGGGAAUCAGAAAUAAUGGGUGUUCCGCAAGAACACAAAUGGGGUUACACAAAAAUGGCCGCGGGUAGCGAGGAAGCACUUUCCCUGACUCAGCUCCCUUGCGCGCACAGCAGUAAUGCCGGAGCUAGAAUAGGACGUAACUCCGGCAUCACUAAGAGGCGUGCGAGGGAGCUGAGCAUAAAGAUCACUGCUCCCUCGCUGCCCGCAUGCCAGCCACCCCACUGGACCCCAGGGACUGCACACCAGCUACUCAAGAGCCCCCACUGGACCCCAGCAGCAGAACUAAACCACAGUGACAGACACCAUGCCAGCACUCCCAAAGGUAGGGAGGUUGGGUGGAGAAAAAUGUUAAAAUAGUAAAAAUAAAUUGUGUGUAUGUGUGCUUGUGAGUGUAUGUGUGAACAAAAAUAAAUAAAAACCGCAAAGAAGGCUUUUUAAAACGACCAAUUCAGAAAAACAUAUCUUCAGUUUUUUGUUUACUUUUCCCGAGGCACACUUCCAAAGGGUACGUCCAAUGUGGAUAUUUGCCUUCCGUGCCAACAAUAGCUGAGCAGGGAGCCAAAAUGAAAGUACCUCUAGUUUUGUCAAGAACCAGGUGACUGCGCCUGCACCCAAAUGCACAUAACCACUACAAAGUCAUGUAGUGGCUAUGGGGUUAUAUUGCCCUGUUGUGGUUGAGGUAACUCGUGUUCAAAGGCAUUUAGCACUGGAAGAUAAUGCGUCAUUUGCAGUAUGGAAUUACUUUUUCAAGCACAAAGGGAAAAGAAACAUAAUUUAAUAACCAAAAAGAUAUGAGAAACUAAUCAACUGAAAUGAAAAUAAUCGCUGUGAGGAAGUUAAACUGAGAUGCAAUCAACAUGUAAGUGGUAUUAUUAACAACACUUCGUAACAGGGAAGAAAGCUACAAUGAAUGUAAAUAGGUUUUUUAAUUGUCCUAUAAUUGCAUCUAUUUUUCCAAAGGCACACUUUAUUAUCCUGACUCCUUUACGGCUUGUGACACCAGGUGAGCAGGAGCACAUUUUACUUUAUGACCAUGAAAAGCAGAUAAAGAGGUCUUAAAGUCCUAUGAUCAAUUGGGCGAGAUGCACACAUUGUCAUUUUAAUACGUGAAUUAUAUAAUGAGCCUGAUACGAUUCAAUAUGUGUAUCAAACAAUCGCACGCUGAAGAGGCAUUCAAUUCCUUCACUAUACAACUGACAUACAGACCUGUCUUAGCUUAACGGACGUCCAACACCCACAUCCUGCCUCAAGGAUAAAAUGAAUAAAACCCCAAACCCACUCUUCGUAAACACAGAAAAAAUUAAGGCUGUAAUAAUGCAGAAGAGAUUAUACCUGAGAGACAGGACAGACCGUCACAUUAUUUGUCAGAUACUAAAUUGAUGCUAAAAUAACUACAUGUAUCAUUACAGAAGAUGUAAACACAAUGGCCGGACCAAGUAAGAGGAAAUGUCACACACUGGACUGGCUGAUGGCAAGCAACAAUCUCAAACUCCUGCCAAUAGUCCAUUGAGAAGAACCCACCAAGGAUCCAUUGUGUCUACAGCAUAUGUUCUCCUUUAUCCAAACAACCCAACAGAAGUUUUCACAUUACUCUUGCAUCUGUAAUAUACCUACAUGUAUUAAAUUAAUACUAAAAAAAUAAAUAAAAACAAAAACACAAACAAAAUCAGUAAUAAUUAAGGUAGGCAUUUACUGGUCGGAGAGCUGGCUGUUCGUCUAUACUUCUGGCCAUUUCCUUCUCAUCUUUUCUCUUCCAACCAAUGCCAGCCAAAAACAGAAACCUGGUGUUUAUAUGAACGGGAAAGAAAUCAGAAACAGCUGAAUGAACAUUUAAAAAAAAAAAAAACAACCUUUAUGGCCGUGGAAAAACGGUCACAUGAUUUCAUCAUUUAACACAGACAUAUAGAUUCUGAAAAAAAAAAAGUGAGACAAACAUACAGAAAUGGAUGGAUAGAAACAAAUAUAUAGAUGCAUGAACACACUGAUUUCAGUGCUCCCAGCAUGUACUGGGCUGCCUUAGAGUUAUAGCAGUUUGAGUGCAGUCAGCAGGUUUAGUUAAUGUCAGAUUUAUUUAGAAAUUGUGUUGCUUUCUCAAAGCUGGAGUGGUCUGGGUGCCAACUCCCACUACCCUUAACCCUGCAAGUGGAAUUAUUGCAGUUUUUAUAAACUGCAAUAAUUUCACUUGCAGGGUUAAGUCCUACUCUACUGGCUGUCUACGAGACAGCCACUAGAGAGACUUCCGUGUUCUUAGAACACAAAAAGUGUUUUAAUGACGCUGGACGUCCUCAUGCUAUGCAUGAGGACCUCCAGCAUUGCCGGAAUCCCCAUAGGAAAGCAUUGAAGAAUGCUUUCUUAUGGGGAGGUCUAAUGCGAGCGCGGCCAAUGCGCAUGAGGUCUCCCCGCCGGCUGACGUCAGCGUGAGAGGAGGGUGGGUGGAGCCUAACCCAGUGCUGAGGGACAUCGGCGCCGGAUUCAGGUAAGUCACUAAAGAGGUUUAACCCUUUCAGCAACUUGGGAUGAGUGUGGGAGGGAGAGGGGCACUGGAGAGUCCCUUUAACUGUAUAGAAUAUCGGCACGGUUAUCAGCAACCAUUGAUCUCUUUUGGCAUUGGCUCUGAAAAAAUAUCGUCCGAUCCCUAGUUUAUGGCAUGUAUAUCACAUUUGUUGGCCGCUCAAUGAUGUAAAAUGCCACAAUAAUCAAAAUUUAGCAAAAGCCAAUCAAGGUCUUCCACUCAAACUGCAGAGAAAUUAAUAUUUUAAUCUCUAUUAUGCUCAUGAUGUGCAUUGGAGGCUACAGUAGAUGACUUGGUAAAUAUUGCCUUUUUUCUUGCAGUGAGAAAGUCAUAGAACCAUUUAUUCUACAGUACCGAGAGAGAUUAAUAGGAAAUAAUUGUAAAUUACUAUGAACAGAUCACAAAUAAUCACAGCAUGGGAUGUUCUGCCUCAUACAGUUAAUUAUGGAGUUGCUACGUGAACACAUUAUCAGGAGAUUAAUACACACAUUAUUUAUGCAACAGCAUUUUUUUUUUCCACUCCAAGAUGUUAAAAAUCAGUAUAUGCCAAAUCACGAUGUAGAUUAUAUAAAAUAGAGGAUAUUUAACUAAUGGACUUAGAUCUCAUAUAAUAUCAGCACAGCUGCCUUGUGAUCAGCAAUAGAUUAAGGUGUCAGAUACUGUAGUUUUUUUCCAUUUAAAGAAUAGGUAGAUUAUCAUAUUUGAAAACUUGCCAACUUGGUACAAGUUUGUUUACAGUAGCUACCAUGAGCAUAGGUAGAUAUUUUGCAGAUCCACACUCUGCACCAAAAAUAACUUGAGUGCAUUUCACAGGUUAGGAUUUGGUCUUGUACAUAUGGCUAAGGGGAAAGCGUACAAAAUAUUAGGAUAGGAUUGGUUAUAAAGUAGAAUGAGGUCAGAACAUCAGCUCACAUUGAUCUCUCAUUGGCCUGACUGAGUACAUUCUCAAAAUGUAUCCAAUAAGGAAGUUGCUAUGUGAGACAUUGGGAGUGCUGUUAAUGGUACAGCAUUAUUUAUAUUCUUUUAUGUCAGUUGCCAUUUUUAAAUGAUUUUAUAUAAAGUGUUGGGAUGAGCUUGUGGGAGGAAAAAAUAAAUAAAUGGAAGCUACUACUUGUAAGCAAAAGUACAUACUAUUUUGAGAACACAUCGUGGACACUGACAGUUUACAAAGGCAUUUCUAUUGAAGUGAUAAAACAAAUGCGGAGCUGGCCAUGGUUCUGAAAAAUGUAAACUAUAUGCAAAGUACAAAGAACACAUUAGUUAACAGUCUUGUCAAGGAAUAGUUACAUUUGGAUAUGUACCACAGAAAACGACAUUGUCAUAAGGUAAUCAAUGGGUAAUAAGACGCAAGUGAAAGAUAUUAUCAGAACUAUACUAUUAAAUGAAGACUUAAACCAAAAUAUUAAAGGCAUGCGCAUUGAUUGAAAAAAUAAAAAAUAAAAACUAUAGGCACACAAACUACUUUAUCUCAAAGACAUGAUCUGGGUGCUGUGUACCUCAGUUUUACCAAUGUAAGGGAAACUAUUGCUGAACUUCUGCAGAAAAGUAAUAUUUACAUUGCAGGCAGACCGCCACUACAGACACUUCCCCCAAACUAGCAGUGCAAAAAAUCUGUUUCUAUUAGAUGGCCUAACAACACUGCGUUUUGUCAUGCAUCCGCAUUAGCCUUCCAGUGAUUUCAAUGAGGCAGAACGGCAACAGUCUUGUACUGCGAGGGAGAAAAUUGAAGUACAAAUGCAUUUCUUUCUUACUACAGGUGGGGGUCCGGUUACCUAAACAGCCACCAGGGUACUUUGCUUUUGGAAUACAUACAUUUGUAUUUCUAACACUAUAGUUUUUCUUUAAAUCAAAGCUAUAUUGGUAUGAACAAUCUACUCGCUGAUAAACACAAUGUGAAAAGAUGUGCUAGUUAUGGGCUAGUUUACACAUUGUACAAGUUAAGCUUACUUUUAGCUUAAGAAUGAAAAAUUAAAUGUUUUCAAGUAUACUUUUAAAACCGUAUUUUCAAACCCAGUGAAGGACUUGGGGAUUUCCCAUUAAAUGGUUUGCCUUAAGGUUUGGAUUUGGGAGCUGCUGCUCUAAAAUACGAGAUUGCCAAAGCAAUCAAAAUAUUAGAAACACAUGCUUAUUUUGAUCUUUCAAUGAAUUCAUGGUUUACAACAGUGAUGGCCAACCUUAACAACCCAAACAUUGAUUAACUAGAUCUCCCAGCCCCCUUUAGGCUUGCUAUGCAUCAUGGGUAAAGCAAUUCCCAAACCGGAGGUGGCAAAUCUGUCCGCCAUUAGCAUUAUGUUUCUUUAGGCAUUUCACUCAAUUACAAAAAAAAAAAAAAGUGUUAUCACACUUUAACGUUUAGAGUCGUUUUAGCAUUAAUUUUGCAUUAACUCAGCAACUAUCAAAUAUUGAUUUUGGUGGGGGAGGGGAGAAACAAACAGGUUAAUUUUUUGCUUUAGGUAAUCUGUAGAGAUCAUGGUGCUGUCUCACAGUUGAAGAUUUAACACCUGCCAGGAAACCUAGUUAGCGAUACCCAUGAAGUUCCCUUUCCGUAUUGGAUGAAUACAUUUUAUCCACAUUUGGACAGAGUUCUUGGCCGAGGAGUGUUAGUCAAGUCUCACUUACUGAAUUUCAUCCAUACAUGGACGGAAUUGAUAUCACUAAUUGAGAAGAGAAAUUUCUACUAUCGCUAUAUCUGUGAAAAGUGAACAGACCAAACGGUUAAAAAAUAAAAUUUAUAUAUAUAAAAAAUAAAUAAAAAAAACUGUUCCAUGCAUGGUGGCAUCACUAUCCACUACAAUGAAAUUUAGAGGGUAUCAUGCUUCAAGUGUAAUCACAGAACAAUAUGUAAGAGGCAGCUUCCUGCACACCUAACCUGCAACAAAUUCAUUAGAACAUUGGGCUGAACACAAUCCAUUGAGUGCCAUCACCUGGAUACUUAGAGGGCCAAAUGGGGGAGCCAGGCUUUCCAAAAUGACAAGUCAGAGGGGUUGACUGGAUGCUGGCGAUUUCACUCAAAAUAAUGAAAAACAGCAAAGUUAUAAAUCGGUAAGAAUGCAGGAACAGAUUUGGAGUAUUGUAACUACUACAAUAAGCUGUAGUGGUUAUGGUUCUUUUAGUACCUUUAUAAAAAAGUAAGAGCAUAACGUUUUAACAAAAUUAAAGCCAGAAACUUCCAAGUAAGCACACUUUGCUUUGAGAGAAGAGACAAAAGAAAUCCAGCACAAAUUCAUAAAAAAAGACCAGAUUUGGAAAUAAAAUAAAUCUGGAAUACAAAAAGCGUCUCCCCACAAAACAUUUUUUCCGCAGACUUUUUCAUAGAAUUUUUAAAUAUUAUAAAUACAGAUGUCCUUGGCAAACAUUUCAUUAAUUGCAAAAAUGAUUUAAAAGUAACAAUUCCUAGGUUUUAAUAAUUAGAAGAAAAAAUAAAAAAAAAUACUAAAACCUAAAUUCUUUACAAUUUACAUUAAGGUGCUGGAACAGUGUCCGCAAACUGAAUCAAG